This is a messenger RNA of Amoebophrya sp. A25, 4419 nucleotides long. Lineage: Eukaryota; Dinophyceae; Syndiniales; Amoebophryaceae. The record is from the annotation of a GenBank genome assembly.
AGCACGGCAUUAAAUAGUCCAAUCGACAGUUUCGGAAUACUGACCAGGGCGAAACUCCAUUCCAAGACUCGAAGAACUCGCAAGGAUCUUCAUGUGAAGUUUUCAAGUUUUCGUUCCUCGACAACGUUUGAAGGAUAACCUCCUGCCAUACCCUUAAUAGACUAUAUCGAGCAUGAAAAGUAGCGGUCCUCACGAAGAAACUUCGAAGCAAGAGAAGAUAUUGCUCUGCUCUGCCUCCGAAAGAAAUAAAGGGGUCGAAUGUUUCGUUCUCGGCUUCGCGAAGGGAAUAUGAGACGGACCAUUUUUCAAUUUUCGUAGAAUUUACCACACAAAGGGCGAGAGAGAGAGAGAGACGCCGUUUUCCUCGUUGGGAAAGUUGUGAUGAUGGAGAUCUCGUCGUUUGCAAAUAUGAAAGGUCAUCGAGUUGCGUAGUUAUAAUUGAUGAAGCUCAUAGUUGUACCUCGUACGCAUACCCCACAUCAUCGAUUCAUUGCUUUCAUUUAUUCCUCCAUCAUGUGUAUGUAUAUUCCACCAAAAAUCUUCACUGACUUUCAUCUUACGUCGGCUUAGAACAACUAGAGCAAUCAUUAUGAUCAUAUUCUGUGUUGAUUGAUCACCCACAUGGAAAAUCCGUAGGAAAAGCAAGUAGAAUAGAAGAAGGUCACUCAACUGCAGUUGACGAACCAAAAGAGGGAACGAGAACGAAGGCGAGACUUCUAGCUACAAAACAACUAGAACAACCUCUCCAACAAGAAGUGUAACUUCUUCGAAGGAGAACUACAACGAAACCAUCAGAAGCAAGUACGACAUCGUGGUCCCCAAACCCGGCAAGAUGAUGAAAAUUCAUCCGGAUCAAGUACAAGUUGGAGGUAGUUCUUCUAGUUCCUCCAGUUGUACCGCUCUUGCUGCUACUAGCUAUAUCGCCGAAAUCAUAGCUCCACCAGCACCUCUGAAUGGAGAAGAACCAUCAUCUUCAGAAGGAGUAGUAUGGCAUCAGAAUGAUCAGAACAUCUUCAAUCACAAUGAUGUCUUGUCAUCCCAUGGCGCACUACCUGAUGACAGUACCGCAGCUACCAGGAUGAAGCUCAACUAUGCGAUAAUAUAUUCUUCUGCGGCACUAGGCUUUUACGCAUUGUGGUACACCUUCCACGACAUUGGGUUAUCCACGCUGUUGACGUUCUCCGUCUUGAUUCAGGUAGUACCUAUUGACCCUGUACUUGAUCUACUGUCCUUUACUGUGAAACCGAUAAGAAAGUAGGAGUAGUAUUUUAUAGUAUUAGUAGUAGUAGUCGACGUAGUAAUUAAAUGAUUAUACCAGAGUAGUUUAUAGCACGCAUGGUGCAUGGAGUAGCAUGGAGUGCAUGGAGCGCAGAGCUUUAAGGGGCGCAAGAAGCUCCCCUUUAGCUCCAUGCUACUCCAUGUGAUCCAUGCACCCCAUGCCAUGCGAGCUGUGAAACCUUAUAAAUUGCUCUGUUAUACAACUCGACUUUUCGUUUUCUCUUCCGUCCAUCCCUUCAUUCUCGUCCUUGGUGAUUUACUACACAUGAUCAUUGUUAUUUAUCACUCUAACUAUCCUUCCUUCUACUAAAUACCUUACCACACGCAUUAAUAAUUGGAUUAUACGACUUGCUGUACGUGUGCCUGUAGUUGCUUUGAUCAUCAAAAAAGAUUUAACGUCAACCUUUCCACAGAGCGUUGCGCUUAUAUGUUUGCUAGCUGGAGUUCUUUGCCAAAGAUCAGUGCGUGGUAUCAGUGCAAUGAGCAUCGGGAUGCAGGCAUGCAGUUUUUGCCUUCGCCUUGGAACAACGACUUUUUUGAGAGGUAACUGUCUGGUAGUACUGUUUGUGAUGUUGUUCGAGGAUGGUUGCUUAAGCUUAUUAUAACUUCGUCGAAUUCGUCUUCACUGAAUCAGAAACAAGUAGUAGCAUAGAAGUACAUCCUCAUACAUGAUCCCCGAAUAAUGUUGAUUUGCAGACCAAGCAAAAAUCUACCAGAACUACAGGUUAUAUCCCGACCGACAGCACAGGAGAUUAUCUGUACCAGCUUGCGGAUCUCUUCGCACUCACUCUGUGUGUCUAUAUCGUCUACCUUGCGAAGGUAAGGUUCGCGCACACAUAUCAGGUAUUCAACCCUUCCCUGCUGCCAUGAUCAUGAGUUGUAAGUAGUUUUUUCAACGCAUAACAAAUGGCUACUUAUCAUCUUCAUGGAAGUUGAUUAACAAGAUUGUGUUUGUGGUAACCGAAAAAUGUGUUGUAGCUGAGUUCUUGUAUACAACUUCUUAGAAAGAACUUACUAGUACGUGGAUUUUUUUCGCGCUGAAAAUAGAGUAAGCAUAAAAACUCCCGCCCAUCAACCAACCACAGCGCCAAGCCGACAGCUUUCCGGUAGCUCCUACGUUGGUUGGGUGUAUUAUUGCCGCCAUCAUGAUCCACCCGGAUCUGAACAACUGCCCUUUCUUUGAUGCUCUUAAGGCUUACCGUAAUUCAUCUGGAUUCUGGAGAAGCAUCUUUGGUCUCGUCGGUCUUGUUUACGGGUUAAAAAAAAGGUAGAAACACGUAGUCGUAGAAGAUGACCUCCAAGAUGAAUAUCUUCUGUUUCUGUCGGUUCUAAUGCUCUCUGGGCUGCAUCUCUUUACACGGAUGUUAUGUCCACGAUGCCUCAGUUGUGGAUGAUCAACAGAUUGGCAGGCAAAUUCGACGCUCUUUCAGCGCAUUACGUCUUCCUAGUUGCAUUGUCGCGGACACUGGAGACGAUCUUCUGGUAAGAAUUGCUAUUUGUGUUUGACACUGGAGACGAUCUCUGGUAAGAAUUGCUAUUAAGUUUUUGACAUCCUACCAUACCAUACCACACCAUACCAUACCAUACCAUACAGUUCCUGUGACAAGUAGUUGUUGAUGAAGAUUUGACUACAAAUGUGUAAGUCUACUCCAGCAUUGUACUGGUGAUGCAGUAUUAUAUCUUUGUUGUAUUCCAUAUCCAUUAUACUGUAGCUGACGUUGUACCUGGCUGAAUACAACACCCACUCACUCUCACACGACAGGUCCCACGGCUACACGGAGCUCGCCCCAGAGAAUGGAGUGGACCUGAAUAUCAGUGGAUUUGCAGUUCUUGGCGCUAACCUCUUGCAUAUCGUUCUGAUGGCAGACUUUGUGUACAUUUAUGGUCAGCUUUUUUCCAUCUUCCUCAUCAUUUUGGUCCCCUUUUGCCCUGUAUUCUCAUGAAAUACAAGGAGCAAGAGGUCCAGUGGGGGGGACCGAGAUGGAGUAAAGCCGACGCUAAUGCUUGUAUCUUCGCAACUGGUACAAAGGGAACAUGCUACGAGCACAAUUCGACUUCAGUGGCGAGUCGUGCUUGGAUGUUGUGUAAGGCCAAUAUGUACAUGUAGUACGUCGAUGAUGUCACUGAUAGAUUGUAGUUCUUUUUCAUCAAGUUCUUACCAGAAGAUCGUCUUGUUCAAGUUGUUGAUUUUCUCCUACUUAGUAAGAUUUUUACUUGCUUUUCCUCUGUCUACGUACAGGGCACUUUUAACCCCCGCUAUACCUUUGAUGCCCAAAAAUGUUGACGUGAGUUAACAAAAACACAUACCCAAACAAACCACUCAUAAAAUAUCUGAAGUCUCUGAUUACAUAACUCCUUUAUUAGCAUUCGAAACAUAGUAGAGUGAAGUACGGCACUUCAUCCCAUCACGUAGAACUUUCCUUUCUCUCGACGUAAAAACGUAACGUUCCAUCAUUCCAAGAACGAACGAACCCCCCACGUUCUGUCAUGUGAAAAUAAACAUCACUCGCGACCUCGUAGUCUUACAUUUUGAUCUUGUACAGACGAUGUACAGAGUUUAGGGUAUGCUCAGGCGUGUAGAAAAUGAAGUAUACCAAGUAGUAUGUGCAUAUUGCUUCUUCUAACAUCAAAUUAUCUCGCAACGUAUUAGAUCAACAUCUACAAUUCAUCGUCCACAAAUGAAAUUCGAUCGUUUCUGCAAUAACCUAUUUUCUGCUAUAAUCACCUAGAAGUAUUACACGGUACUAAUAUUAACCUAGUAUCUUGAUGUUGCGCGCACGCCUUUUUUUCUAGUCUCUAAACGCAUCAUUAAUAAAUUCGCCAACUAAAAACACUAACAAACUAAAGCUUACUAACUGUCAGUCAUCACCCCAAAAAUCAUCUACUUACUCGUUCCUCAUUUCCCUUGUAAGUUCCCCACUCAUUUUCCCCGUUAAUUACACGCAAAUUCAUAUUGACGUAAAUGCACCUUCAUAUGCCAUAUGUGCAUAAUGGAUCUUCCAAGGAUCAUCUUCAAAGACAUCUUGUUAUAACCUCUAGUAUCAUGGUUGAACUAUGAUUCUCAUUCUUCAUCUCAUGAUGACAACGAAGUAAUAUGAUUCAGAUGAAGUACUACUACUUACAACAAGUAGUCGCAACUAC